Molecule: messenger RNA, 791 nt
Organism: Aspergillus homomorphus CBS 101889
Lineage: Eukaryota; Fungi; Ascomycota; Eurotiomycetes; Eurotiales; Aspergillaceae
Product: Spc24-domain-containing protein
Exons: 3
Coding region: 72-674 (200 amino acids)
Source: RefSeq, a predicted model, not a curated record
CGUCAUCAAGGUUAGAAUCACACUCAAACACAGUCACAGAUACACAGUCAAUACAGAUACAUCUCAGCAAAAUGUUGCUCGACGAGAGCCCCGCUACCCUCAUCCACCACACGAUCGGCAACUUCAACAUCCACCCAGACAGACAAGCCGUCACACGCAUCAAUGACUCCCUCGCAACGCUGCAGCAGUCGCGCGAGCUGCGCAUGCGCGAGGCCGAGUCCGCGCUCCGCAAGCUAUCGCGCCACCUCUCAGCCCUAAACAACCAGCACGAAGAGGCGAUGGCGGCGCACGACGCCGGGCGCCACGCGGCCGAGAUGGUCGAGCUGGACACGAAGAAGUUCCGGGUCGCGAAGGCAGCCACGGAGCUUGAGAUUGAGAGCGAGCGAUUGGAGACCGAGCUGGAAAUGCUGAAGGAGCGGCUCGCGGAGCUGGAGGCGCAGGGCGUGGAGGGCGAUGAGCCGACGCGUCGGGAGCGGGAGAUGGACGAUGCUACGCUGCUGCGGUUGAAGAUCUACCGAUCUCUCGGCGUCGAUAUUGAAGCGGACGAAACCGGCAACUUCAAUAAAGCGAUUAUCCGGAAUAGUCGCAAGGGCGACGUGCAUGUGGUCAACAUCGACCCCAAGUUCUCCCGGUUCUUCUACUCGAACUACUUCUGGUCGACGAUGCAGGGUUGAAAUGCUUGGUUUCUUGUUUCUUUCGUUAUGGCGUUAUUUUUGUGGGUGGUCCACUCGUGUCUAUGGUUGCGGGCUGUGGGCGUUCCUUGCUGUAUCUUACAUGAUUAAUAUACCCCC